Molecule: messenger RNA, 156 nt
Organism: Miscanthus lutarioriparius
Lineage: Eukaryota; Viridiplantae; Streptophyta; Magnoliopsida; Poales; Poaceae
Source: the annotation of a GenBank genome assembly
AUGGGGAGCAAUGGUUACAAGACCAAUCCACACAAUCAAGACAAUGUCAUUCACCCUGACUUCGUUGAUGAGCUUCCCAAAGAGCUGAAGCAACAAGUGGAAACCAAGUUCAACGCCGUUCUAAAGGCUUUUCUUGAAAGUUGCACUAAAGAUUGA